Molecule: messenger RNA, 3267 nt
Organism: Caenorhabditis remanei
Lineage: Eukaryota; Metazoa; Nematoda; Chromadorea; Rhabditida; Rhabditidae
Exons: 15
Coding region: 1-3267 (1088 amino acids)
Biological process (GO): lipid metabolic process; positive regulation of ceramide biosynthetic process
Cellular component (GO): mitochondrion
Molecular function (GO): protein binding
Source: RefSeq, a predicted model, not a curated record
AUGGCAUUCACCGGGUUGAAUUGGGAGCACGUGAAAAGCACAUUUUGGGAAGCGAAUAAAAUGAUAGACUCAAUGGUUACAAUGAUUGCUGGAAGUAGUGGGAGCCGGGAGGGCUCCGCAGACUCGAGAUCAUCUGGAAGCUCGUCAGAUGGUGCUAUUGUAGCAGGACCCGGCGGCCGUCUCGUAGUGCUAAAACGAAAAAGUGCAGACGAAGACGACUCGGACGGUGCGGCACUUUCCAAGAAGAUGUGCACAGAAAACAACGAUUCGCAGUCAGAUUUGAGCUCUUCUGAAGCCGAAGACACAAAAGGAUCCAUCAGAUUCCUCUCCUCGCUGACCAAUGUAAUAAUAAGACCGUCACAAAAACCUGCGCCCACAUACGCUGGUGCAGAUGAGUGGGUGCCUAAGGAGAUGGAAGAGAUCGCCGAAUUCCCAAUAGAAUCGGUUGACAAGUACAAAAAAGUGCACCCAAAUGCAGAGGCACCGAAGAAAUUCAUGCUUGUCAAUGGGGAGUUUUCGGUGGUCGCUAGUUUGGAGAAACUCACCGAGGAGAUGAACAUCCGCGCCUCGGAGCAAAACUCUCCACGUCAGCACAAGCAUCAAGACUCGCGAGAGGAGAAAUUGACGAAGAACGAGUUGACAGAUAAUGAAGAUCCGAAGAAAAAGAAGGAGAAAGAAGCCAAAGAAGAGGAGGAGAACAAAAAAGGCGACAAAGUCCUCUACCACCUGGCAAUCACUCUUUUCAAUGAGGAGAACAAGAAAUAUGUGAUGUCUUUGUACAGAAGUCAUAAGCUCGCCGACGUCGUUGCACUGUGCGAGAGAUGCCGUGAAAAUCCGGAACUUUUUCGCGUAUUCCCGAAAAGUAAGGUUCAACUGACGGAGACGUUGGAAGUUGAAGUGCCCGAGACGUUCUACACGACGUACUUUGGCUACUCGUCAAAUCGCGAAGAUACUGAUGUAGUUUUCGUGACGAGAACCAAGAAAAAUGUCAACAUCAAAGAGUAUCUACAUCUGAUUUUCAACGAACUCCGUGACAAUAUGACCUGGAAAUCAGUCCACAUAUCAUCAAAAAUCGGACUUCUUGAGUUUUUCGAGAACAUGAAAGAGCACAAACUGAAAAAAUAUCUCAAUCUGAUUGUGCAGCCAGAAGGGCUCUCACCGCUUAUGAUUGCUAUUCAAAAUGAUCAACAAGAAACAGUAAAAUGGAUGCUGGAACACGGUGCGGAUAUCAAUACGAUGACAUCGGAUGGUCAGAACGUGCUCCACGUAGCUGCUACGAUUUCGAAUGGAGAAAUUCUGAAAAUACUUUGGGAGACGAACAAAUGUAACGAGAUGGUGAACAAGGCAGAUGCCAAUGGAUCUACUCCAGCAUACACGGCAAUUACGAAUGCGUGUGUUAUGAAUUGUCACAUGCUGAGAGGUCAUGGUGGUGCUCUCCAGUCGACUGAAUCUCCAACUACAGUAUACCCAUUUAUCGGUGCUAUGAAACGUGGAAAAUUGGAUGAGGCAUCGCUCAAAAAGAUGCUUGAAAUGAAGCCAGAUGGAUUGACAGAAACCGAACCGACUACUGGAAACACCGUGAUCCAUUCGGCUAUCAACAAGCGAUCGCUGAUUUUGCUCAUGGAAAAAUUCCGAGAUCAAACGGAUCCGGAAGCCCGAAACGCGCUCCAACAAACGCCACUUCACACAUUUGUCAUCAAAGACGAGCUGGGUCUAGUGAUGACUCUUUGUGCAUACGGAGUUGAUAAGAAUGCGCAGGAUAUCAAUGGAAACACACCGUUGCACUGUGCGGUGACACGUGGAAACACGGAAAUCGCCAGAAUGCUGUUGUGUCUCGGAGCGAAACCGGAUAUUAAGAAUCGGUAUAAGGAGUCGCCACGUCACAUUGCCGCGAGAUUGUCGGAGAAAGAAGCGAAAAUGGACAUUGUCCGCGCACUCAUCAUCUGUGGAGCUCCUGCUUGUGACGACGGUUUCAUUGGAUGCGCAUUCGGAUGUAUGCAUAAAACGGGUCUGACUUCAUGCAAAACUCAACUUGGAUCCUCUUCAUCCGAUGAGCAAAGUAUGGAAGAUCGUGUGAAAGACAUCCACGUCAGUGAGCACGCUGCCUCGGCUCCCUAUGAAUUUGUGUUGGAUCCGGAUACCCAAUUGGUUGAGGAGGCGUACGCGGAGAGAAACGAGACAAGAGCAUUCCCACACGAAGAGGCGUUGAGAAGAGUGAAGGAGAAGUUGAAGGAGUUGGUGGAAAAGAAGAAUACGUCGAAUGUGAUCAAUGUGUUGGGAUUGGAUGGUGGUGGUAUUCGUGGAUUGGUGACUGUCCAGAUGUUGAUAUGUCUGGAAAACUAUCUCGACCGUCCACUUGUUGACUAUUUCGAUUGGAUUGGUGCCACGUCGACCGGAUGUUAUAUUAUGUCGACUAUGAUAACUGGAGGAUCACUGAGAGAUGCUCAGAAUUAUUAUCUGAUGUUUAAGGAUCAACUAUUCGAUAGUUGGACGAGACCGUAUGAUACGAAGACGUUAGAGAUGUUUAUUCAGAGAGCAUUCGGAGCGGAUCGAUUUAUGAGUGAUAUCAAGUAUCCGAGAUUCUUCUGCACCACAGUGCGCGCCGACACGUUCCCUGUUCAACUGGAUCUCGCCAGAAACUAUCGUCUACCGAUUAGUGAGAAAGAGAAUCACGAUUUGGGAUUCGGCGAUCCAAAAGAACUUUCAAUGUGGCGUGCCGUCCGUCGUAGCAGUGCCGCCCCGACAUACUUCUCGGCUAGUGAGGGCAAAUAUAUCGAUGGUGGAAUGAUUUCGAAUAAUCCGGUUCUCGAUUUGAUGUCUGAAAUUUGCUUCUGGAAUACCACGUGUCAGAAGAUGAAGCUACCUGACAAAAUCGUCGAUAUCGGAUGUGUCUUGUCCGUGGGCACUGGAAUCACCCCGAUCUGUCCCGUCGAUCCAUCGGUUUUCGAGAUGAACGAUUGGUUUGGAAUGCUUCGUGGAAUCAAGAACCUGUCACUUGUUGUCAUUGAUCAGGCCACAGCCACCGAGGGAGCGCCGAUCACUCGUAGCAGAAGUUGGUGUCAUUCGUUGGGUAUCCCGUAUUAUCGAUUGAAUGCACCGAUUUUUAAGGACGUCAUCUUGGACACCAACGACGACUCGGAGCUUGCCAAGAUUAUGUGGGACUCGGUGGUCUACUCGCAUACGCACAAAAAAGACUUCCAAGAACUCGCCGAUCUUCUGAAAGCUGUUGGUACCGUUGAUGAGCGAAAGGACCAUCUGAUAAUUUAA